AUGGCGCUUUCUAAAGUCUCCCUCGUAGCCGUUGGCUUGCUGCAAUUGCUCGGCGCGGCGGAGGCUUACGUCCCGGCUGCUCGCUCAGCUACACACUCGACAAUCCUGAGCAGAGCCGAUGACCUCUUACCUGAAUAUGACUACAUCAUUGUGGGCGGUGGCACAGCGGGAUUGACCGUCGCAGACAGGCUUACCGAGGAUGGCAAGCAUUCUGUGCUUGUUCUGGAACGAGGUGUAUUCCUCUCGGGGGGCUUUUGGGGCCUUAUCGACCCGACCCUGACUUUCAACAUCAGCUCCGUGCCCCAAGCUGGGUUGAAUAACCGCAGCAUUGCUGUUAUUGGUGGUCUGAUCCUUGGGGGUAGCUCCGGAGUCAACGGUAUGCAAGCAUGGAAUUUCCACCCGCCCAGUCCUGCGCUGGUCGACCAGUUCGACAUCAAGUACAAUACCGACUACUGGGGAAGCUCUUCCACCGUACACGCUUCCUUCCCCAGCUUCUCUUGGCCAGUUCUCAAGAUGGAGAUGGCUGCGUUCGGUGACAUCUCCGGCGUCGAGUUUCCGUCUGAUUCGGGAUCUGGCGAAACCGGGGCGUAUUGGCAUCCGGCAUCGGUUGACCCGGCCACGGUUCUUCGAUCCUUUGCGAGACCAGGUCACUGGGACGGGAUUGAGGCAACACGCACCAACUACCAUACGCUGACCGGGCAGAGGGUUCUGAAGGUCGGGUUUCAUGGCAAGCGCGCAACUGAGGUGGUUUUCGUCCUGGGCGACGCAACGGACAAGAGCCAGGCCCGGUCGGUCAAGGCAAAGAAGGAGAUUAUCAUGGCCGCUGGUUCCAUCCACACGCCCCAGAUCUUGCAAGCAAGCGGCGUGGGACCCAAGCAUCUGCUAAAGAAAGCGGGUGUGCCGCUUGUUGUUGAUUCCCCUGGUGUCGGAAGCAACUUCCAAGACCAGCCGUUCACAAUCGCUCCCAGCUUUAACCUCACGAACUUCCCGUUCCACCCCGACUUUUACGAUAUGCUCCUUAAUCAGACCUUCAUCGCCGAGGCACAAGCGCAGUUUUUGGCAAACAGGACGGGACCGAUGUCGAUUGCGUCCGGCAACUGCGGUAGUUGGCUCUCGUUGCAAGUAAUUACCCCUCAGUCUUGGAAAAACAUCGCGAAGCGGUAUGAAGCCCAGGAUCCGGCGGCAUACCUACCUAGCGGCACCGACAAGAAAGUGGUUGCCGGGUACAAGGCGCAGCAGAAAGCGCUGGUCAAAUCCAUGAGGAGCAAGGACUCGGCCACAUACAACUUCUUUCUGCGCGGUGGGUACGAGGAGGGUUCCGUUGUCUACCUGCACCCGGCCAGCCGUGGCACCGUUCACAUAAACCCUGCCGACCCCUUCUUCUCGCCGCCCGAGGUCGAUUACCGGGCGUUGAGUAACCCGACCGAUCUCGAGAUACUUCUUGAGUUUACCCCCUUUACACGGAAGUACUUCUUGGAGACGAGGAUGAAAACCCUUGACCCCGUCGAAAUCUCCCCUGGCGCUGAUGUGACGGCACCAGCGGACAUCGAAGCUUGGCUCCGGUCUGUCAUGGUCCCAUCCUCAUUCCACCCCAUCGGCACCGCCGCCAUGUUGCCUCAGAACCUAGGUGGUGUUGUGAAUGAGGAUCUGUUGGUGUGA
This is a messenger RNA of Chaetomium globosum CBS 148.51, 1659 nucleotides long. RefSeq lists its product as uncharacterized. NCBI's taxonomy places the organism in Eukaryota, Fungi, Ascomycota, Sordariomycetes, Sordariales, Chaetomiaceae. Gene Ontology annotation, biological process: secondary metabolite biosynthetic process. Gene Ontology annotation, molecular function: oxidoreductase activity, acting on CH-OH group of donors; flavin adenine dinucleotide binding. The transcript is spliced from 7 exons. The record is from RefSeq and is a predicted model, not a curated record. Bases 1 to 1659 code for a protein of 552 amino acids.